AUCAGGUCAAGAUAGAAAUCCAACCUCAAAGAAGAUAGACUGUGAGCCUAUGUAGGCUGUUUUGGUUCUUUAUUUAUAUAUUUAUUUGAGUUUUGCUUUACCUAAAGAGAAUUUUAAAAAUGAUGCGUAUGACUGAGCUUCAGAGCCAGAAGAAUUCUCUGUUCACGGCUAUGAACCGCUUUAUCGGCGCCGUGAACAACAUGGACGAGACGGUGAUGGUGCCGAGUCCGCUGCGUGACGUGCCGCAUGCGUGCACCGGUGAGGCUGGAGAUUACCUGCGAGCCGCAGAGGCUGACAUGUACACCUACUACACCCAGCUAAAAACCAUUCGCAAUGAGAUCGAGUGGGGAGCCGUGCUGCGAAGCGAGGAACCGCAAAGACCUGUGGAGAAAGCAGCCGAGCCUGCAGAGUUGGAGAGUCUGCUGCGAUUCCAUCUGAAGGGGCUGUACGGUGUACUGUCCAAACUCACCAGCCACGCCAACGAGCUCACCGACCGCUACAAGCAAGAGAUCGGCAUAGCUGGAUGGGGACAAUGAGACAGAAAGACUGGCGAAGGCUCAAACCCUCAUGCCGGGGUACUGAAAGUAUUUCCUUUUGGGACUAAAGUCAUGUUCGGUGUUGACCAAUGCUGAUGUCAAGUGUCAAGCCACCUACCUGUUUGCACAUAUCUUAACUCCUCAAAUGAUACUAUACUAAAUUGUAUACCUGAGAUACACUGUAUUUGGGAACCGUGUUAUAUUGUUAUGCACAGAGAGAGUGGGCAGAGGACUACUCUGGUCUUGUGAUGCAAUCUCUCUCUUGCAUCAACCCUUCAACUCUACAGAAAGUUUAUGUAUUUACAGUUGAAUGUAUUUAUUUUUAUUGUGUAACCUAUUCAUAGGUAGUUUCACUGAAAGGAAAAUGAUUUGAAACUACCUGCAAGUCAAUGAAUUGGAAUGCUCGGAAAAGUACAAGUUAUGAAGAGCUCCUUGAGAUGUUUGUUUUUUGUUUUUUUUGUCAUUUGUCCAAAACAUUUAUUUUAUAUUUGACAUUAUUUUAUAGCAAAAUAAAGCUUAUAUGUUUAAUACAUUUA
Messenger RNA from Tachysurus vachellii, 1072 nucleotides. RefSeq names its product MID1 interacting protein 1a (gene mid1ip1a). Gene Ontology annotation, biological process: regulation of lipid biosynthetic process. The record is from RefSeq and is a predicted model, not a curated record. Lineage: Eukaryota; Metazoa; Chordata; Actinopteri; Siluriformes; Bagridae. The transcript has a single exon. The coding region runs from base 120 to 536 and encodes 138 amino acids. Gene Ontology annotation, cellular component: cytosol.